AAUACGCGUGUGUAAGUGAGCGAGACCGACGCGUGUGUGCCUGUAGUAAUUAAAAAUGUUUUAUCGUAAAAAUAAUAUAAAUUUUAACAUGUAAAUAAAAUGUUAAAACUAAAAAAUUCAACUAUAUUUUCAUCGCUAAAUCAGCAAUAAUUAAAUACAACAAUUACAACUGGAUAGUUUAUUUAUUCUUGUCUCAAAAAAUCAACGCAGAAUUGCUGCAGUUGAUAGAAAAUAUAUAUUUAAACACCACAAAAAUCAAGUGUUAAAAAAAAGGUUUUUUUUAUGGUUGAAUUGAAAGUUUUGUUUGGUCUAUCGGAUUUAAACGAGCCAAUAAUGAAUCCAAGAAGUGAAGAAGAUUUUAGUAUUUGUCGUGCAGAUGCAAGUCCAGGACAAAAAUAUAUUCUUAAAUUUACACCACCAUCUGAACCAAGUUUUAUUUCACGUGGCAGAUACAGUUCACCAGGUGGUAUUAGUAAAUCAGUGCCACGACGUAAAUCAGACAUUAAAAAUAAAACAAAUAGAUCAUUAAAUUUUGAUAUUGGUAAAAGAACACAUCGUCAAUCAACAAAUAAUUCAACAAAUACAACAAAUUUAAGUCGUUCAGCUAAAAUGUUAAAAUCAUUAAAUAUUGAUAUUAAUAAAAUUACCAACAACAGUGCUAAAAAAAUUAAUAAAACAUUAAAUUUUGAUAAAACACCAAGUCCAAAAAGAUUAUCGACAAAUAUAAAUAACAAAAGUAAACGUAAUAUGUCAAAUUUAACACUUGAUUCACCAAGUGUUAUUAAAACAUUACAAUAUGACAGUUCAAGUGAAACAUCAGAUGCAAGUCCAAUGAAUUUAUCUAAUGGAUCAAUUGAUGAAAAUCAAAAUAAAACACCAUCAUCAAAUAAUAACAAUAGAAAAGCUAAAAAAUCAUUGAGUUAUUCAUCACCAUCAUCAAAUGGUAAAUCACCAGAUUUUAGUGUUUUAUCACCAGGUUUAAGAACAGAAUUACGUGAAAAAAUUGAUAAUAUUGUACAAGUUAAUAAUUUAACACCAAAAUUUAUUAAUUUUAAAAAUAAAAUUACUGAAAAUGCUGCUGUUAGUACACCGAGAAAUUUGUUUAAUAAUUAUAGUGAUGACGAUGAUGAUGAUGAUGAUGAUAAUAAAAAAAUGAAAGGUAAAAAUAGUAGUGAUGAAAUAGUGAAAGACAAAAAAGAGGUGGAGUUUAUAGAAAAAGAAGGAGAGGAAGAUGAAGAAUCACCUGAAACACCUAAAAAUACAAUUUGUGUUGUACCAGAAAGUAUGAGUGCUAUUAAAAAAAGUCACAGAAAAGAACGUGUUACUGGUCGUCUAUUAAAAUUAGAAAAAAGUAAUAUUGAAAAAUCAUUUAAAAUGAAUACUGAUAAUGAUGAAAAAGAAGAAGAAAAAAAUAUAUCAAUAACACCAGAAACAAAAAAUAUUAAAAAUACAUUUAAUCAUACAAUUGAGUCAAUUAAAAAAUCACAUAAAAAAAAUAGACAAAAUAAAAAUAAAUCAUGUAGUAUUGAUUCAGAUGAUGAUGAUUUAUCUGAAACUGGUUCAUUAUUUGAUUAUUCAGCUGAAAAAUUAAAUGACAAUGAUGUUAAUGAUAAUAAAAUUGAUAAAAUUCCACAAAUUAUAAUUCAAGAACAUCAAUCAACAAAUGAAGAAAUUAUAAAUAAAAUUGAUACAAAUAAAACAACAACAUCAACAACAUCAUCAACAGGUAAUAGUACAACAACACCAGAAAAUAAAAUUGAUUAUUUACGUCGUAUAAUGACUGAUUCAAUAAAAAAAUCUCAUAAAAAAGUAAAAGAUUUAAAUAAAAAAUCAUUAUUUAAACCACGAACAUUAGAAAAAGGUCUUGAUGAUGAAAAUGAUAAUAAAAUAAUAACAAUUGAUAAUAAUAAUAUAACAGAUGAUGAUAAAAAUCGUUCUGGUACACCAGAAAAUAUGAAUUCAAGUCGUUUAUUACUUGAUAAAUUUAAUUCAGUUAAAAAAUCACAUAAAAAAGAUAAACAUCGUGUAGCUGGUUUUUCACAACAACGUCAAAUUAAUUUAUCAAACACAAAAGUUGAUGAUGACAGUAAUUCUACACAACAAAUUGAUGAAGCAAGUACUUCAAAAACAACUGAUAAUAACAACUGGCAGCUGAAUAAUUUAGGUACAUCAUUGCUUGAUGAUAAUAACGAACCAAAGCCACUUUGUACAUCACCAAAUAAACGAAAAAAUCCAUCGAGUGAUGAUAAUUUACAAAUAUCAAGUAGUAGUGGCUGUUGGAAAAUUGAAAAUGAAUUGAAUAACGAUGAAUUUAAAAUAUUUACUCCAAUUAAAAAAAAAAAACCAUUGAAAGUAAUAUCAACAACAUCAUCAUCAUCAACAAUUGAUGAUUCGAAAUUGUUGGCUGAUGAAAAUAUUGAAAUUGGAAGAUGUGAAACACCAAAAUUAUCACAAGAAAUAGAUGAUGAUAAUAAUAAUAAUUUUAAAACACCAAUUAAAUCAAAAAAAAUAAAUACAGAUGAUGUAAAUGAUAAUGAAGAAGAUAAUGAUGAACAAAUUGAUGAUGUUAAUGGUCGUUUAACACCAGAAAAUCAAGCAUUACAUCCACAUAUAACUUGUCUAAGUUCAAUUAAAAAAUCACAUAAAAAAGAUAAAUGGACAAAGUCAACAAAACGUACGUCAUAUUUAUUAAAAAAAUUUAUUGACGUUAAAAAUAUUGUUGAUAGUCCAAUGAAAGAAAAUAAAACAAAAACAUGGCGUACAAAUAUUGAUAAUCAAUCAUCAUCAGAUAGUGCAGAUAAAUGUGAUGAUGAAAAUCAAAGUAAUAAUAGUAAUAGUCCAAAAGCAUCAACAAGUUAUUCAACAAUAUUAACUGAUACAAAUUCACCAACAAAAACACCACCAAAUACAUUGGAAACAAAAACAUAUCUACGUUUAUUACAAACAACAUCAAUAAAACGUUCACACAAAAAAAUGCGUGAUAAAAAAAAACAAGAAUCAAUUAUAUUUGAUCCAGAUUUAUCAGAUGAUGGUUCAAUAUUUGAUGAAACAGAUAAAAAAAUUAAUGAUUUAGAUAAUAAUGAUUGUUUACCUCUGGAAGGUGAUGAUGAUCAUACAAACAUAAAUGAUCUUACUGAAAAGAUAACUUGUUCAAAACGUCGAUGCAGCAGUGGUAAUAAAUCAGAUGAUGGAUCAAUAUUUGGCUCUGAUUCUGAGCAACAAAUAACACCACGAAGACGUAAUGUUAAAAUGAUUAAAAAUGAUACAACUUGAAUAAUAAUAAAAUGGUUUUUUUUCUUUUCUU
Aphidius gifuensis is the source of this 3304-nucleotide messenger RNA. Its product is annotated as GATA zinc finger domain-containing protein 14-like. The transcript is spliced from 3 exons. Bases 283 to 3273 code for a protein of 996 amino acids. Lineage: Eukaryota; Metazoa; Arthropoda; Insecta; Hymenoptera; Braconidae. The record is from RefSeq and is a predicted model, not a curated record.